AUGGCGAGAUUACAAAUUGUUGACAAAAUGAUUAGAGUAGGUAAGAUUCUCCGCAGUUUGACCUUGAUCGAUAAUAUGGAAAAAUUCAGCAUCGACAAAAUUACCCUUUCGACUUAUGAUUACCACCCCUCCCAUCAGCUUGCCCCUGAGGUUUACUUCGAAGAACCAGAUGAUCAUUCCAUGUUUAGGAUUUACACCGACGGUUCCAAGAUGGGUGAGGAUGUGGGUGCCACUUUUGUAGUUUACUCCGACUUAGGCCGCGAGCAUCACAACGCUUGCUUCCGUCUAAGUAAACACUGUUCACAGGCGGAAACUUUAGCUAUUUAUAUCAGCUUAAUUCACAUUAGGCGUAGGAAGGUCAACAGACACUACUUACACUAUCGCAUUUAUUCUGACAAUAGAGUAGCUUUACACAGGAUUGCGAAGUUUGAUAGCCGCUUAAAACUCGUACAUCUCAUACACCACAUUCUCAGACUCUUAGAAAACAACAUUAGAAUAGAUUUCAAAUGGAUCCCGGGUCAUGCGCGGGUUCUCGGCAACGAGACCGCUGACCAUCUUGCCGAACAAGCUGCAAAGUCUUCAGUCACUAGUACUUUCAGUUACAUUCCUGUCUCGUACCAACCAUGUCAAAGAGCAAAUCUUCAUUCUCUGGCAAGACAGCUGGGACCAUGA
Messenger RNA from Centruroides sculpturatus (bark scorpion), 672 nucleotides. RefSeq lists its product as uncharacterized. The coding region runs from base 1 to 672 and encodes 223 amino acids. The transcript has a single exon. Gene Ontology annotation, molecular function: RNA-DNA hybrid ribonuclease activity; nucleic acid binding. The record is from RefSeq and is a predicted model, not a curated record. Lineage: Eukaryota; Metazoa; Arthropoda; Arachnida; Scorpiones; Buthidae.